Molecule: messenger RNA, 1465 nt
Organism: Cuscuta campestris
Lineage: Eukaryota; Viridiplantae; Streptophyta; Magnoliopsida; Solanales; Convolvulaceae
Source: the annotation of a GenBank genome assembly
GUUGCCCUUCUCCACUUCAAUUUUUUUUCCCGUUCUCCAUCCGAUCUUCCGUUCCCCACUCCGAUCUUCUUCGUGCCGCAGGUCUCCCAUCCGCGAUCUUCGCCGACGACCCAGCCGCAGCGCCGCAACUCCAAGACAUGCAGGCGACUCCAUUCUCUCCGGCGUGAAGGAUUUCAGUGGAUCUGGAUAAUAGUCGUGGAGACAACAUUUGACGUCGUAUAGUACUUUUGAAGGUGGGGGAAACAGCAGCUGACAUGGAUUCUCAUGUCGAUCAUUAUGCCGUUCUUGGCUUACCCUCGGGCGAAGAAGGAUCCAAGCUUUCAGAAAAAGAGAUAUCCAAAGCGUACCGUUCAAAAGCUUUGGAGUUACACCCGGACAAGAAACCGGACGAUCCGAACGCCCACUCACAUUUCCAAAAGCUGAAGACUUCGUACGAGAUCCUCAAGGAUGAGAAAGCUAGGAAGCUCUUCGACGAUCUUCUCCGAGUCAAACACGAAAAGUCAAAGCGCCAGUCUCACUACGAUGCAAAGCGUAGGAAGAUGGCAUCCGACCUCGAGGCGAGGGAGCGUUCCGCCUUCCGGAGCGAUGAUGUGGCGAGAGCACGAGAAGAGGAAGAAGAACAAAUCGCCCAUAAACUCAAAGAGGAAAUCGCGAGAAUUCGUGCGAUGCUUGCCAACAAAAACGCCUCUAUCACCCCAACCCCACCUUCAAAGACAGGGGGAGUAGCACGGGAUGAAGCCCAAGAUACCCGCGGGGCUGUUACUGUAGAUAAAGACAAGGUGCUAAAAGUGUCAUGGGAGAAGGCUGGCGUACUGGGAUACACUGCCCAACGGUUGAGGGAGAUAUUCGGGCAGUUUGGGGAGGUAGAAGAUGUCGUCAUAAAGAGUUCCAAGUCCAAAGGGUCGGCGCUUGUUGUCAUGGCUUCUAAGGACGCCGCGGCAUCCGCUUGUGGGACCGUUUUAGGAGAUCUUUCAAAUCCUCUAUUGGCCGUGCCAAUCAACCUGUCUGUGAAACCGCCUCCCUUUGCUCCUGCGUCAAGAGACGUGGGGCCCGAGGCGGAGUCGAAGUUGUAUGAACUCGUCGGCGCAGGAUAUCAGGCGUUCGAAGAUUCUGUGUUGGAGAAACUGAAUAAGGCUGCUCAGCGGCAAAAAGAGGAAGCCAAAUCUGCUAAUGAUAACCUGUAAUGUGCUUCUUCUUAACUGGAUUUCUAUAUUAUAAAUCCAAAUCGUGAUGUAAUGUGUUUAAUGUACGUUUUAGACAUGCGCACACACACACACACACAAAUGAACCCCAUCCCCGAGGGUCUCUGAGAACCAACCGGACGGUGGUAAAUUGGGCUUUAUUCAGUGAUUGGUGGCACAAAGUGGAACUUGUACCCGUUUCUUGCAGUGAGUGACUGUAUACUUAGCAUAAUUAUUUCCGUGCGUAGUUGUCAAGAAUUGAAUUCGGGUAUUACCCUUUGGGC